Molecule: messenger RNA, 2968 nt
Organism: Egretta garzetta (little egret)
Lineage: Eukaryota; Metazoa; Chordata; Aves; Pelecaniformes; Ardeidae
Gene: THUMPD1
Product: THUMP domain containing 1
Exons: 3
Coding region: 40-963 (307 amino acids)
Biological process (GO): tRNA modification
Molecular function (GO): RNA binding
Source: RefSeq, a predicted model, not a curated record
UGCGUACAAAAACCCGCCUGUGGUCACCGCCACGGGAAGAUGCCGGCUCCUGCCUGCAAAGCCCAGCCCCGCGGGUUGGCUGGAGAAGAGGCCCUUGCCCGUCACCCCUGGGCCCGUGCGCGUGGUGGUGCCUCGCUGGGGGUGUUUAAGGUGUGGGCACUGUUGCUCGGUACUCACCAAACAAGAGACGUGCCUUGUGUGAAGUUUUCAGAUCACGAGGAGCGGCUGUCUGGAAGUGAGAGGGAGGAGGAUGAGGAUGAUGUUGAGGCUGCCCUGAAGAAGGAGGUCGGCCAGAUCCGUGCCUCGACAGAGCAGAAGCUGCGGCGGUUCCAGUCUGUGGAGAGCGGUGCCAACAACGUGGUCUUCAUUAGAACCCAGGGCAUAGAACCUGAGAACCUGGUGCACCAUAUAUUAAAGGACAUGCAUGCCACUAAAAAGAAGAAGACAAGAGUCAUUCUGCGCAUGCUGCCCAUUUCUGGAACUUGCAAGGCUUUUAUGGAGGAUAUGAAAAAGUACACAGAAACAUUUUUUGAGCCUUGGUUUAAAGCCCCUAAUAAGGGUACUUUUCAGAUUGUUUACAAAGCUCGUAAUAACAGUCAUAUGAGUAGGGAAGAAGUAAUUAAGGAAUUGGCAGGAAUUGUGGGCAGCCUCAAUCCAGAAAACAAAGUUGAUCUUAAUAACCCACAAUAUACAAUUGUGGUGGAAAUAAUAAAAAACGUCUGUUGCUUGAGUGUUGUGAAAGACUAUGUUCUGUUCAGAAAAUACAAUCUACAGGAGGUGGUGAAGAGCAACAAAGACGACGCACAACAAAACCCAUCAAAUCUGACAGAAGACCAGAACUCCGUGGUAGUAAAACCAGAAACCGAGGAAGACGAGAAGAGCUCAAAAGAAGUAAAACAAGAGACCAACAGCCAAGGUGACAUAGAAGCCGAGCCCAAGGGGAAUGAUGCACUGACAGUGUAGAAAAUGUGGAAGAAGGGAAAGAUAAACACAAUCGAAACGUAUUUUAAAAAGUUGCCCUAGAGUUCUGAAAGGGCCUUUUAAAGAGGAGAGUGGGUUUUGUUUCGAAAUCUUGUUUUUAAAAUCCACAUGUGUAAGAAAUUUAAUGCUUGUUGCAGGUGGAGCUGACAUUACAGCAGAUAAUGAGAGUGCUCAGGAGCGCGUCACCUUUCUGGUGAAGCUUGCUGUCAUUCUUCUAGGGCUUUGUUCUGCAUUGCCUUUAACUAGCACAAAAAACAGGUGUGUGUGCAUGCAAAUGUGAAUGUGGCCAUCCUGACAUAUAUUGACUCUCCUUUGUUAUAUCUGAUGGCUACAGAAGUCAAAGCAGUGCAGAAUCAGCUCUAUCAGGAAGUAUUGACAAUAGUGAGAGAUCUGAAAAAGACAGUUACUUGCAGAGGGUUUUUAGGGAAGUGAUCUGACAACUCGUGUGACUGCAGAACUCGGAUAAAUUUUUCUGUGUGAACAACAGAAUGAGCUAAACCUGAUAAUUUCCUGUAUGAUGGAGGGUUAUAUACAUAUCUAUAUACAUGCAUCACUCUAGAAGGAUAUGCUAAGUCUUGAAAGUGAAUGGGAAGAACUCCUAUGAUCAAAAUACUUGAAUACUAUGAGAUGAUUUAGAGCAAUAGAUUUGACUGUUCUAGAACAGUAGAAGUACAGUGCAGGCAUUGCAGAUGGUUUUAGCAAAAACUACCUGUGUGUUUACAUUAGCUGUGUAUACAGCAGUUACUGGUGUAUGGGAAAUGCUGUAGUCACUGAACAGAAUCCUUCUGAGUAGUGUCCUGCAAAGCCUUUUGCUGCUCUUUCCAAAUCCGGGGAGGGAUGGUUUAUAAAGUCUUUUUUGUUUUUAUUGUUUUCUUAGGUCUCAAAAUUUGCAUUUAAAUACUGCUUGGAAACUUCUUAUGAAAGAAGCUAUCCAUUUUACCAUACUGCAUAAGGGGAAUUAAGUUUAAUUUUUGGUACAGUUUUAGCUUUAAAGUAUUAAUUUUUUUCAGAUUGAAAGUAAUGUUAGUGAGUCUGUCUGUUGUCUGUUUGUCACAGCAGCUUUUUUGAUAUCCCAGUGACUUUUCAAAAACAACCAAAACCAGUGCAGCUAUAACCUGCUUUCUAGUAGGGUUAUGAGUAUGCUUCCUGUUCAACUGUCUAGCAUUAGUAUUUCAUUUCUAGUGUAAAAGCCUAUGGGUUGCUAAUGGGAAAAGACUCAUCUUGAAGAACACCACUUGUUACUUGUCUUGGUUUAGUGAAAUGGAUGUGUUCAAGUCUCUCAACAGUGUUAAUUUAUAUUUUCUCUCAAAAUUGUUUUAGAAGUUGGAAAAUUAAGAAGACUUUUUUUUUUUUUUUUUUUCCUUUAGUCCUGUCUCCCUUACCACCUACCUAUUAAAACUCGGCUUUCUUACCUCCAUUGGUGUUUUCUUUAAAUUUUAAAGCUUUUUGUGUGUGGAUUAAACCCAGCAAUGUCUAGGUCACACAUAGGAAAGAACCAUUUGAGACCAGGCACAGAGACCAAAAUUGAGUAUUUACUGGUGCCUGAUGUUGGUGAUAACUAUUCAAGAUAGCCUACUUAUCUUACUAAGGACAAAGACAGACUCAUGAAUAGUUUGUGGUUUGGUUUUUUUUUUUUUUCCCCCUUCUUUCUGUCAUUCAUCUGUGUGUCUGCAGGACCUAUAGGUCUUCAGAAGAAACUGCUGAAUAGCUGCCAUCCGUUUGUCAAGCCUAUGUCUGACAUUUAGAUGCUGCCUAUGCUGCAGUCCUAAAGAUGUCCGCAUUCUUCUGAUUUUUCAUAAUUGCACUUACUUAACACAAUUGUUAACAUAUUUAUUUCUAAAUCUUGAGGCUUUCAAGAUUCAUACAAGCAGGGUGCUUAAUUUGGAUGCAUGCAAGAUCUAUGGCCAUUUCUGGGAACUUUAUUGCAUACUAUCAUGAUUUCCUCAUUCAAAAUCCUCUUGUAAGUUUAAAUAUCUGGUCUCAAAGA